GGGGCCCAAAAACGGCACAGUGGAAAGAACCGCCACGGUCCUCUCAAAAAGCUUAGAAGUCAGAAGUAGCCACAAAGAAACCAGAAUAGCAGGGAAAAUCCAUCCAGACACACUUCUAAAACCUCUACUCGGAGAGACCUUCGUUGGGUUCGGAGCAGUGGAAUAUUUUUGUGUUUAUCUUCCUCAAAACCAAAACCAGUUUUUUUUUCCUUCUUUUUUUGUCCUCUCUCUUAAUCAAUCCCAAUGGCUUUGACCACUGCUCUGACGUCCAACCUUACCAUUUCCCACCGACAAACUGGACCCAGAACUCCUCUCUCUUUCUCUUACUGUUUUGUGUUGUGCCCAGGUGAAGUACACUCAUAUGCAGGUGGCCCCUCAUUUCUACCUUGCCCUAGUAAUAGGACUGGGAGGAUGUCGAGGUCUCUACGCGUGAAUGGCUUAUUUGGUGGAGGGAAGAAAGAAAACGAUGAAAAGAGUGAUGAUGCACCAUCAAAGGCAGGAAUAUUUGGUAAUAUGCAAAAUCUAUAUGAAACUGUUAAGAAGGCCCAAAUGGUGGUACAAGUUGAAGCAGUGCGAGUGCAGAAAGAGUUAGCUGCAGCAGAGUUUGAUGGUUACUGCGAAGAUGAGCUGAUAAAGGUAACACUUUCUGGUAACCAGCAGCCUGUUCGAACUGAGAUAACUGAGGCUGCAAUGGAACUAGGAGCUGAGAAACUCUCUCUUUUGGUUACGGAAGCAUACAAGGAUGCACACCAGAAGAGCGUCCAGGCCAUGAAAGAGAGAAUGAACAACCUUGCCUCUAGUCUAGGAAUGCCACAAGGCCCGCAAUGAAGGAAUUUUCAAGUGAUGUUUGUGCUGCAUGGGUUUCGAUUUUGCAAAUUAGCUUGGCAUAUUCGUUUUUGUGAAAAACUGCUGUCUUUUUCAUAGAGAAACUUCUUCAUAGUUCUUUUAAUCUUAAUAUCGAAUUACAUAUAAAUAUAAUA
Molecule: messenger RNA, 980 nt
Organism: Ziziphus jujuba (common jujube)
Lineage: Eukaryota; Viridiplantae; Streptophyta; Magnoliopsida; Rosales; Rhamnaceae
Product: nucleoid-associated protein At4g30620, chloroplastic-like
Exons: 6
Coding region: 244-828 (194 amino acids)
Molecular function (GO): DNA binding
Source: RefSeq, a predicted model, not a curated record